Molecule: messenger RNA, 822 nt
Organism: Setaria italica (foxtail millet)
Lineage: Eukaryota; Viridiplantae; Streptophyta; Magnoliopsida; Poales; Poaceae
Product: putative germin-like protein 2-2
Exons: 2
Coding region: 72-719 (215 amino acids)
Cellular component (GO): cell wall
Molecular function (GO): manganese ion binding
Source: RefSeq, a predicted model, not a curated record
CUCACACUCCUUUUAUCUUUAGUAGUACAAGCGAACUUAGUUUGGAUAAUUAAGAAGAAAGAUAGGCACAGAUGGCGAGUCAUUUGUUGUUCCUUGCUUUGUUGGCUAUGGCCUGCUCCUGUGCCAUCGCCUCAGAUCCGAGCCUUCUCCAAGACUUCUGCGUUGCCGACAAAACAUCUCUUGUGCAAGUCAAUGGAUUUGCUUGCAAAGACGGAAAGGACGUCACAGCAGAAGAUUUCUACUUCUCCGGCCUUGACAAGGUUGGAAACAUCAGCAGCAAGCAGGGCUCAGCUGUGACAGCAGUCAAUGUCGCACAGAUCCCCGGGUUGAACACGAUGGGGAUCUCCAUGGUUCGCAUCGACUAUGCUCCCAAUGGCAUGAACCCACCUCAUACUCACCCUCGUGCCACAGAGAUACUGACAGUGUUGGAGGGCUCGCUCUUUGUUGGCUUUGUUACCUCGAAUCCAAACAACGCGCUGAUCACCAAGGCUCUGAACAAGGGAGACGUGUUUGUAUUCCCUAAGGGACUUAUCCACUUCCAGUUCAACAAUGGUACAAACAAUGCUGUAGCUCUUGCAGGAUUAAGCAGCCAGAACCCUGGAGUGAUCACUAUUGCCAACACAGUGUUUGGAUCAAAGCCAUCCAUUGCGGACAAUAUACUCGCCAAGGCCUUUCAGGUCAACAAAGCAACAGUGGACUUAAUGCAAGCUCAGUUCUAAUUAAGGCUCGAUUUGUGGUUAUUAUUUAGCAACCCAAUUGUUCUCUAUUUUCUUUGUGUGCAUUGUAUUAUUUACUUCAUUGUAAGUUGAUUUAUAGUGUAAU